ACCAGGUAGAAGCGGAGUAGAGACGGUCGUUGGGGAGCCCCAGCCCCAGGCCCAGGCCCCAGCAUGUACGCAUGCGCGGGCACGCGCGCCCAGCCGACCGCUCCCCGCCCUUGCCGUCCAGCCCUGCAUCCCGGCCUUUCCUUCCCCAAGCUCGCGCUGGCCAAACCGAGCCUGGUGCCUGGCGGUCGUCUCCGGGUUUAGUUUUAUCUCCGGUGUUGCCGCCGCGCCUGUCGUCGUCCUCCGCUAGCUGGCGGUCGGGCUAGCUUCUCCUCCGCCCUUAGCUGCUUGCUCUUGUUGCCGUGACCAGAGAGAUCGAGGGAGCUAGGGAGAUCGAUCGAUGGAGUGCCUGCUCGGGCUGCUCAAGGUGCGGGUGGUGCGAGGGGUGCACCUGGCCAUCUGCGACCCCCUCACCCACAGCAGCGACCCCUACGUCGUCCUCCGCCUCGGCCAGCAGAAAGUGAAGUCAAGUAUAAAAUAUCACACAAUCAACCCGGAAUGGAACGAGGAGCUCACCCUAUCCAUCACAAACAUGAUGCACCCGGUCAAGAUUGAACUCUUCGACCAUGACACGUUCACCAAGGACGACAGCAUGGGCGACGCCGAGUUCUGCAUCCUGGACUUCGUGGAGAUCGCCAAGCGGGACCUGAGCGACGUCCCCGACGGCACGGUGAUGAAGACGAUCCACCCGGAGAAGGCCAACUGCUUCGCCGCCGAGAGCCACAUCACGUGGAAGGACGGCAAGGUAUCCCAGGACAUCGUGCUCAGGCUCAGGAACACCGAGACCGGCGAGCUCGUCCUGCACCUGCACUGGGUCAACAUCCCGGGCGUCGCGCGGUGAACCCUCCGGUGGGACGGCGACGCCUGCCCAGCUGGUUUUACAUAUGAAAAAAAAGUAAUGUAAAUGUUGCUCCGUCUACUACGAGGUACCCAAAAUAAGCAAACAUCCUGAGGAGAUCAUGGAUGUGUAAUUCGUAAGGUACUCGGAAGGAUUAUGCUACUGGGAGCAAUGCUCUGUUUUCAGUUUGGUUCCGCAUAAUUUCCGCCGUUUCUCGAUCCACAGAGAUAUAUGUUGUGAAGGCAUGUCAA
Panicum hallii is the source of this 1086-nucleotide messenger RNA. Its product is annotated as protein C2-DOMAIN ABA-RELATED 5-like. The transcript is spliced from 3 exons. The record is from RefSeq and is a predicted model, not a curated record. Lineage: Eukaryota; Viridiplantae; Streptophyta; Magnoliopsida; Poales; Poaceae. Bases 338 to 838 code for a protein of 166 amino acids.